Molecule: messenger RNA, 11556 nt
Organism: Antechinus flavipes (yellow-footed antechinus)
Lineage: Eukaryota; Metazoa; Chordata; Mammalia; Dasyuromorphia; Dasyuridae
Gene: DCAF10
Product: DDB1 and CUL4 associated factor 10
Exons: 7
Coding region: 72-1913 (613 amino acids)
Cellular component (GO): Cul4-RING E3 ubiquitin ligase complex
Molecular function (GO): protein binding
Source: RefSeq, a predicted model, not a curated record
GCGGCUGAAGGGGCGGCCCGGGAGCUGGGGCUGGGACUGGCGGGGGUGGCGCGUCGGCGUUGCCGUCGGUCAUGUUCCCCUUCGGGCCCAGCAGCCCCGUCGGGGUUGAGGAGGAAUUAGCCGGGGAUGACCUGGGCUUCGUGAGCCGAAGCGAGGGGCGGUCGCACGAGGGGAGCGGAGUGGCGGCGUCCGGGCCUGCCUCCUCUCCUUCCUCUCCGCAACCCAGCGACCACUCCUCCAGCCCUCCCCGCGAACCCCGCGAGCCGCGCGACCCCCGCGAUCCUCGCACGCCUUUUCUGACAGUGACCGCCGGCCCGGCGACGGCGGCGACCUCGGCGGCGACUUCGCGCUCUGGGGAGCUCGCGACUGGAGCCAAGGGCGAGCCGAGCCCCGGAUCUCCGCGCGCCCCCCUCGUCCCUUCCUCCCCCCCCGAUUCUCCCACGGCCCACUCCACAGCCGCCGCCGUCGCAGCCUGCCCAUCCGCCUUCACCUUCUUCUCCAGUCGUGUCGCCGCCGCCGCCUCCGGCUCGGGCUCGGGCUCCCCAGAGCCCAAGCGCGGGGGGGCCGGGCCGACAGGACGCCCCGUGGGCAUCCCGCUCUUCCGUUGGCUGAAGAGCCGCAGCCUGGGCCGGGGGCUCUACGUGGACCCAGCCCGAGACAACUUCCGCACGAUGACCAGCUUGUACAGCUCCAUCCACCCUGCGGAUUCGGUGUACCUCAGUACCCGCACUCACGGCGCAGUCUUCAACCUGGAGUAUUCCCCCGACGGGUCAGUGUUGACAGUUGCUUGUGAACAGACUGAAGUUCUUCUUUUUGACCCCAUAUCUUCGAAGCAUAUAAAAACGCUUUCUGAAGCUCAUGAAGACUGUGUAAAUAAUAUCAGGUUUCUGGAUAAUAGACUGUUUGCAACAUGCUCUGAUGACACUACAAUAGCCCUUUGGGAUCUGAGAAAAUUAAAUUCAAAAGUGUGCACUUUACAUGGUCAUACUAGUUGGGUGAAGAACAUUGAAUAUGACACUAAUACAAGACUCUUAGUUACAUCAGGAUUCGAUGGAAAUGUCAUCAUUUGGGACACUAACAGGUGCACAGAAGAUGGAUGCCCACAUAAGAAAUUCUUUCAUACACGCUUUCUUAUGCGGAUGAGGUUAACGCCAGACUGUUCCAAAAUGCUGAUUUCAACCUCUUCUGGUUAUCUUCUGAUUUUACAUGAUCUUGACUUAACAAAAUCUUUAGAGGUUGGAAGCUAUCCAAUUUUGAGGGCAAGAAGAACUACAUCGAGUUCAGAUGCGGCUACUUCUCCAAGUUCAUCUACGCCUAGAACUUCUGGUUCACCUUGUCAUCAUAGUGAUUCUGGUUCAUUAUCUGACAAAAAUGUGUCAAGAUCCUCUCAACGAGAAGGUGUGUCACCUCGUAAUAGUCUUGAAGUUUUAACACCAGAAGUUCCUGGUGAGAGGGAUCGUGGUAACUGCAUUACAUCUUUACAACUACAUCCUAAAGGUUGGGCUACUCUUUUACGGUGUUCUAGUAAUACAGAUGAUCAGGAGUGGACCUGUGUCUAUGAAUUCCAAGAAGGGGCUCCAGUACGACCCGUCUCACCUCGUUGUUCUCUAAGAUUGACUCAUUAUAUUGAGGAAGCUAAUGUAGGCAGGGGGUACAUCAAAGAACUUUGUUUCAGCCCUGAUGGUCGAAUGAUUUCUUCUCCACAUGGCUAUGGGAUCCGCUUAUUGGGAUUUGACACUCAGUGCAAUGAACUUGUUGACUGCUUACCCCAAGAAGCUAGUCCUUUGCAGGAAAUUCGUUCUCUCUACUCUCACAAUGAUGUGGUUCUGACAACCAAGUUCUCUCCUACACAUUGUCAGAUUGCCUCAGGGUGCCUUAGUGGACGCGUAUCUUUGUAUCAGCCAAAGUUUUAGGCACAACUGACAUCAAAAAAGGAAUUCUUCUGGUGUUGGACUUCUAAAUUACUUCAGUUUAGGUGAAGUAUUUUCUUUAUAGAUCUUGUAAGUGUAAGGAAUCCUCAUUCCUAGGGGUCCAUGAACAUCCUAACAAUGACAUAGGAGUACUCAGUCUAGCACUGGAUGUUUGAUACUACAUCUCUAAGUCAGACUCUAUGCAUUGUCUUUCCUCUUCAGCAUUCCUCUGCUCCUGCUGAUCCUGUGCCAUUGUUCCUCUGGUUAUGUUGCACAGUAGCUCUUGUCAGGACUUUUCUUUGGGUGUGACUCUUUGUAGACAUUGGGCAGGAUUUUUGGUUGGGGUAGAAGAAAACUGGUCCUAGUACCGAAUAAAACCUAGAACUUUGAUGUUGGCAUAUUGGUUGUUACAAGCAAAAUUUUAUCUUGUCCAUUCAUUUGGCCCUUUUAAAUUGCCAUUAUUUCACUAUAAAGACUAGAUAAUGAAAAUGUUCUCAUACGUAUUAGAUUAGAUUUUAUCAUAAUGACCUUUGAAGUUUAUUAAAAUUGCUAUACUAGUUUUCACAACAUGAGGGAUUUUGUUUAUUGUAAAAUACUAGAAAAAUGUUGUCAUGUCUCUGUAAUUUGUUUCCUUUGUGUGAAGUUAAAUUGCUAGUUUCCUUACUGUGUAUACUUGUUUUUAUUGACAGCUCUGAGAAGUGAAGAAAGGGACUUUUUCCAGUGGUGCAAAAAAAGGUUCUGCUGGCUUAGCAGAAAGCAUUUAUUAUUGAGAUGGGAGAAGCAUCAUUUAGACACUUCUGUCAUCUUCUUUGCUGCAAUCUAUAUAGUGUAGUAGAAAUUGUUAUACUACCUGGGGCAAAUCAAUGAGUAAAAAUGCCCUCUCUUACUCUGCUUUCUUCCCUUAUUCCCAUUGGGGAAAAUUGUGUGUAAGAAUACUGAGUUCUUUGAGAACUCUUAAUUUGUUUCAUUAGUGUUAUAUUUGUUAGUUGAGAACUCCAGCACUAUUUCCAAGCUAAUUGUCUAGUUAUGAUAUUAUUGAUAUUGUGACUGUAUUGAAUGAAAUGUAACAUAAGAGCACAUAUUGAAUAGGUUUCAUAUUUAAACAAGGGCUGGAAGUCCUUUCCCCCUUUUUCUUUUCCCUCCUUCCUUCCUUUUCUUCUUUUUUUUUUUAUCAUGGGCCUGAAAAUCAUUGGCCUACGAGCAACAAUCAAGGGCCAUCCUCAAGAAAUGACAAUUAUUCACAGGUUGCCAUGCCAGUGCAAACAUCCUCUCACCCACUGUUAUUGCUAAGUAACUAUCAUUGGUACUUGCAUGUAUUAAAAUAUUACUUUAGUAGAUCUAUAUUUGUAGAAUACUUGUGAAGAGUUAAGAUUAUAAAUUAAGUAGUAGCUCAGGCCUAGCUCUUGAACCAGAGAACACAUAUCCUAGCUUAGGCAGUAAACUUCAGAACUACAAAAAUAUUGAUAUAGUUAUACCAAAUGAAGCCAGUUUCAAAACCUAUUGAGCCAAUCUGAUUCUAAGAAUUUCAUUCAUAAAGAGAAAAGGGUAUUUUUUUUUUGUAUCUUAGUAUUUCAGUAAUCAAUAUAUGUGACAUUUCUUAAUAAGCCCUUAUAACCAAUCAUUCAAAUGUACAAAUGUGCCUCAUUUUAGCCAGUAGAUACAUUCCUCGUAUUUUGGGGAAAUUUCUGUCCACUUAAUCAUUUUCUCACUGAUUUGUAUUAUAUAAUUGGGAGAUGCUUUUCUGUAGAAAAAUGUUGCCACAAGAAAUAAUAAAAACCACUCUUGUGCAUGCAGAGAAUCUCUUUAUGUAAUAUAUUUAGAGAAAAAUAAUUGGGGGGGGGAGGGGGGGAAGAUCCUUAGACAAUACUACUAGCCAAAAUAAAUGAAACCACAAAAUGCAAUUUAUUACAUGGAAACUUUAAGUAUCAUACCACAAAUUGUGUCCCCUUGGGACAAAUUCAUCUAGGAUAAAGCUGUCAAGUCAUGUUCCUUGGCAUUUUACAAUUCAUUUAUUGGCUCUCUCAGUAAAGAUAAUUAUUGGGUUUUAAGAACUAAAGGUUUUUUGAGAUUUGAAAGGUUUUUGUCUUAAGGUGGAUGGAUAGUGGCUGUUAGUGACUGUCAUGCAAUUUAGUAUCCUUAGAAGUUCGUUGUGGAAAGUGUUGGCAUAAUUUUCUGCACAGGUGGGUUAUCAGGUACCCACUAAAGACUCUUCUCUUAUGUUUUAUUACCUUGAGCAUGAAUUCCACUUGUGGCAAAUUAAAUCUUCUUUAAUUGGGACACAAUUUCCUAACAAAUGCCUCAAGGAAUAAGUAGAUGUUAUAUAAUGAAAGUGGAGAUAAGCCCCAAAUAAAAAAUUAAAAUUUUAAGACCUGCUUAGACUUUGUAGAUCCUAAAUUUUGUUAAUAAUGUUCUGUAAUGACUGCACAGUAACCAGCAUGUAUUAAAUAGAAAAAGAAAACAGCAUAAGGAGUGUUGUACUUUACCUAAAGCAAUGAAUUUUUUUUAAUUUCUAUAAUUUCUAUUUCAAGUUAAUUUUUUUCAAAUUAGUUACAUCUUAUAGUAAUAAAAAUUCAAUCUGUUGUUAUUUCAUGUUAAAUCUAUUCAUUUUUAUUCAUAAUAGGUUAUAAAACUUAAAGGUAUAUUGAGAAUAUUCCACUUUUAAAUAUCUUUAUAGUCCUCAUCAGCUUACUUAAAAGUCAUGAUACGGUCUAUUAUGAGACAAAACUUUUGGGCUUUGUUGAGGGUCCUGAGUAUAAACAAAUGUAUACAUAACUGCCUGCAUUCAGGGAUAGAGAAGUGGGUGGGAAAUUCAGUUUUAAUGUGUGUAUAAUAUAUUUAACCUAAGGUGCUAAAGUAUUUUUUCAUUUGUUCUCAAGCUAUUCCUUGGAAAGGUAUCAAUAUUACUUGAUAACAUUUUACUAUUAGGGGGACAAGUAGAAAAAUGUUAUUAAAUUAGUCAUUCAUUGGUAGAUUUUACUCUGGAAAAAAGAUCUUUUUCCCCCCUACUUGGUUUUAUUUUCUAGAGCAGAUAAUAAAGGAGGUACAGAAACAUUCUAAUAGUUGAUGACAAUCAAAUAUUUGUGAGCUAACAAUAAAUGAUGUGUAAAAUUAUGUACCUUAACCUAUAUCUUUCCAAGAAUGAAUUAUUAUACACAAAUGAAUUUUCCAGGUAAAAUUUAUGUCUUUCAAACAUUACUCUGGAUUAAAAACUUCAUUAUAUUCAGGAUCAUUAUGAAUGUCAGUUGUUGAACAGUAAUGUUCUUAGAAGAUGAAUAGAAUUGUAAGCCACUAUGAUAAAUGACCAUGGACUUAAGAUUGUGGUUUUUUCAGUUGUCUUUUUUUAGCUGUUGGUGUUUGCCUUGACCAUUAAAAAAAAACAAAAAAAAAAACCUGCUUCUAAACUACUGUGAGCUGAAAAAAAGAGAACUAAGGCACUAAGCUUGCGUUGUUAAAAAAAGCAGCUACAAAAUUAGAUCUGGACUCUGUACAUAAUCUUUAAUGUUAGUAUAUACACUAUAUAGAGCUCUGUUUUGACCAGUAGUAGUUACCUCCGUAUUUUUCAUAGUUCUUAAUAAUAAUGAUAAAUUAAGUUUUUUGGGAAUCCAGAUCUGGCUAGUUUUCUCAUGUGUAAACCUAAAUGUUCACAUAUGCAAGAAUGAAGGCUAAAUAUAUUCCAAAAUAAAAAUUAUAAAACAAAAUCAGAAAGAACUGGAUUUGGAGUCAGCAACCUGAACUUGAAUUCCAGCUGUUACUACCUAUGUCACCUUGUCCAAGUCAAUCUCUGGUCCUUAGAUUCCUAAUCUUUAAAUGAGAAAAUGAAGGCAUUGAACAAGAUGGUCCCUUUUAAAUCUAAAUCUAUGAUAAACUGAGUCUGAGGUUGUAUAAAUGUAUUUCAUGAUUUUAUAAAUAUGGAAAAAAGAACAAAGUACAACUAGGAAUUAUAUGUCUGAUUAGAAUAAUAUUGAAAACUUUCCACAUGUAUAAUUGCAUCCUUAAGACAAAACUUUUUAAGUCAUCAUCUUACCACCUGUAGAUAGUCUUUAUACUAAACUACUGAGCAUUAGUAGAAGCACACAUUUAAAUGCCAUUGCAGUGCAUCAUGCAAAUUUGUGACUUCAUGUUUUUCCUUAUAUAUAAAAAUGUUCUGAAUUUGAAUGGUUCUUAAUGCUUAAGAUUUACUUAAAUGCAGGCAUUUGGAAAAAAAUUCAUUUUACUUACUUUUGUGCACAGCAGAUAUAAAUAUAAACAAAACCUGAAAAUUUCAUCCAAGAAUAAGCGUGUGUGUGUGUGUGUGUGUGUGUGUUAAUUUGGUCCCAAAAUGCCUUUAGGAAAAGCAGAAAGAAAUGCUAUUUCUUCAUAUUCCAUAAUUGACUUUCAUUUUAAAGACAAAAAAAAAUGCAUAAGACUUAAACAGUUAGCUUCCUGUGUGUGUUUAUGUAAUUAUUUAUCCAUUUAUUUAUUUAUUUAUCUAUUUAUUUGUCCUAGCCUGCCUUAGGCAGGCUCCUUCCCUUCAUAAAGCCAGACUUAAUGUGGAUAUCAGAUAGCUUAACCCAGUCCAAUUUACUUCUACAGAUUAUAUUUACUGAUAAUAUUCUUAUUUAUGUUUUGGAGCCAUAAUGAUUUUUAGUGCUUUAGGAUUUUAAAAUCAACAAAACCAUUAUCUGACAUCAGGUUCUCUUGUGAAACUUAUAAUUUGCAAAAUGUUUACUAGAAAAAUCAGUUUUGGUCAUUUAAAAAUAGUUCUUGAGGUUUUAGUAGAUUUUAUAUGGGAUUAAUCUUUAUUAUAACUUUGGAAAACACUAGAUAUUUAUAUUAGAAGUUAGGAAGUAGCUGUACUUCCCUGGCAUACUUUUUGAGUCUGGCUGGCACAUUCUGAGCUUGAGUUUGUUGUGUUCAUAUUCUCAGCUUAGAAAUAAAAGGCAACUGAAUAUGUAGUUAAAUUCUACCUCAUAAUAAUUAUAUUCUACCUCUUUCUUAAUUGAAAGAAUAAAACUGUAAAGCAUGGUUUUUUAGGUUUAACAACCCAGGGGUACAGUUUUAGCUCAGAAGAAACCAGUAGGCAUUACGAACUAAUAAGAAGCAGUAUAGUUUAAUUUUAGUGGAGUGUUUAUGUGGUGUUUCUAGGAAAUAUUUUAUAUUAAGAUAAGUUAUAUCUUGAUUUUCUGACCACUUACAGAUUUACUUGCAUAAAUCAUUCCUUGUAUUGUGUGAUGUACUUGCUUUUUCCAAUAAUUCACCUCUCCAUAGCAUUUCAGGCUUACAAAACACUUCUUACAAUACUGUGAGUUGGGUAAUCCAAGUAUUAUUUCUACAUUACAAAGACAAGUCCAGAAAGGAUAAGGAACUGGCUCAGUUUCAUACUAGGGUCACAGAUAGGUAUCGUUUUCUUAUUCAUUUAGAAAAGUUGUUGUAGUUAUAUUUAUACUCUACUGAAGUGAAAUUUUCUAUUUUCAGUUUAUAUGAUUGAUUUGAUUAUAGAGUUUUGUCAGCAUAUUACAAAAGUUUGAAACUCCCAUUGUGAAAUAAGGAUAAAGCAAGGGUGAUUUUGUGGUUUUUUUUUUUUUUAAAACAGUUCUAAGGCCUCAUUUUUCAUGGGAUUUUUUUUUUUUUUUUUGGUGGGGUGGUGUUGAUUCUGGAGGAUUAAAGAAUGGUCAAUAGAAUGGAAGUUCAUAUGUUCAUAGCAGUAUUAUGUAUUAGACUCCAAAAGAAAGAAGAGUCAAGUGUCUGUAUAGUUUUAAGUCUCCUUCCAUAUCUGUGCCAAGAUGUGUGCCUUGCCACAUCUCAACAAUAAAAGAAAUCUAGACACUGGCAAUUAAAAUAUUAAUUAUUUAGAGAGGAACAGCCAUAACAUUAGAUGAGCAAGGCUGAAAAUAACAAUUCUACAACUGAUUUAAGAAGUUGGUGCUGGUUUGGGCUUAUCUAACUUUUAGAGGAAAAUUCUUUAAUUGCUCUUUGUUGCUACUCUUAAGACAAAAGAUUAGAAUAGCAUUUCUGAUAUUGUUUAAUAUGGAUAUUAAGCUACUGAAUAGCUAACCAGUUGUUAUGACUCUGUCUUUGAACACAAAAUAAUCUAGGAGCCUAUCAUUUAAAAUCCUAAAGCACUGCUAACACAAAAAUGAUUCUGAACCUAAUGCUUUUCUUAAAAAUCUUAACAGUGGUUUGAACAAUACUAGUUCAUUUUACAGAAAAAUGGAAACAUUUAAAAUUAUAUCAGAGCAUUAAAGAAAAUAAAACAUUAGAACUUUUAGUCAUACAAUUAAUAAACACUGAAAUUACAUUCUAUUCAAUUAGUACUUUUAUUGGGAAGGAGGUAGACAAGAUAUCACGUUAAAACAGAAAAUUGUGCUUCAAGUUAUAUAGAAGAGUGACAAAAUAUUGGAUUUGUUCUGAAUAUUUUUUUAUUUAUUUCUAAGCAAUAUGAAGUUCAUUUUUUUAAAAACUAAAAUUUAAUACUCAAAACAGUGCAAUUAAUCUGGGUAUUUCAUUAGCACAGGUAGUUUUAGGCAUUGCUAGACUGAUGGUUUGAGUAGGUAUCUCUUCCUAAGCAAUUUGGAAACCACAAGUAAAUUUACUUACUUCCAUAUCCAAAACCCCAAAGCAGAAAAUUUACCUAUCUUGUGACCUACCCUCAAAUUUGGCAAUCUUGGGGAAUGAGGGAGAUUUGUAGUGAGCUUUCCUUCUAUAAUCUGCUUUAAUUAGUCAUCAGUUUUGAAAUGAAUAAUAUUCUUUUGCAAGAUUUGUGAAAUAAUUAGAACUCAUUAACCAAUCUGCUAGAGACAUUAAUUUGGAACUAGGGAAUACAACCUCCUUAACUGGGAAACUUUAUUUUUGCAAAAUUUACUAAAAUAUUUUCUGAUGCCAGCAACUACCUACUUUUUAUUUCAAGGAUUCACUGGUAUUUUGCUAAUACCUGUUUUAUUAUCUUAAGGUUUGAAAAAAAAAUUGCCAACCUCUGGUAAUUAAAGUCUUUGAACUUGGACCUUGAUCAACACACAUCAAUGGGCCAUGCACAAAAUCUUUCUAAUUGUAUAGGAUCUAUCAGAGCCUUAUGCUUACCUUUGCUCUGACUUUUUUAACAAAUCAUUUCCAUAUCACUAUGAAGCAUGUACCCAUCAGUGGAAUAUUAAUAAUGGAUUAUUUACUUGUUUUUCUGUAGACUUAUGCUCUCUCUUAUAAUAGCUAAUUUAACUUAAGUCAGGUAGAUAGGUAUGAAAAAAGUUAGUCCUUGAAUUAAAAAUUUCAUCUUUUAUAUAUGUCACCUAAUCAAGGCAGAGUAUAUUUCCUUUCACCUGACUUGUUUCUUGUAUUGUUAACAUCAGCUAUGCUAUUUGAUCAAAUUCUUAAUAACUUUCCGGAUCAGUGUGACUAAAUGUUAUAUAAAGUCUCUUCACUUAUGGUUUUAAUUAUUUUUCUUGAGUGAAAGUGUUUCUCAGGCACUUUUGCUUGUUUGAGCCCCUUGCCCAAAUCAAGCAUUUAAGUAGUGUAUUUUGACAGUACACUCUUGUCGGAGUACCAAUACAAAUGACUUGUUCUUGUAUUGUUCAGUCAGUAGCCAUGUUCAUUUCUGGUUAGAAUUUCUAGAAGUUCAUUUCUUGGUUAGAAUUACAAGCUAAAAAAAAACAAAAACCAUCAGCCAGAAAGCAAAGGCAGUAACCUUAUUGGAUAUGGAUAAAAAUAUUCAAUAAACAGGUUGUUUGUAUUUAGAUUUUUGUAUAUAAGACAACCAACUUAUCACCAAGUUUAAAACUACUUACUCAAGGUACCUAAGAUCAUAUUAGAAAUCUCAUCUACAUCAAAUGGUAACCUAAGUUUCAGUUUCUUUUCCAUAUUGAGUUUAAAUUAUUACUCAUGGGAAUCACUUCUUUUAAAAUUAUUUCACUAUGUGGUGUCUUUCAUAGUGCUACACCUCUGGCAUCUAUACUUUCCUGCCACUUAAUCUUCUUUGACCUUUACAGAGGAAAGGUAAAGAAAUAGGGAUUCAGCAAGGAGGGCUAAAAAUGAAGCUUGAAAACUUAAGCAUAUCCACACUUCACUGGUUCUUUGCUUAUUUCUUUAAAAAGGGUUAAAUACUUUUACUAAUUAAUUUUCAAUAAAAUCCUGUGUAACAAAUCAGUUUAUCAAUUUAUAUGUCAACAUAACUAGUUUAUUAGUUUAUUUUCUGCAGUUUGUAAUAAGCAGAAGGAAACAGGAAGGUUAUAGGAUCAUUUUGCUCACAAGAAAUGCUGAGUAGUAAAUAUUCUAAAUGGCAAUCGUUUGCCUUUAAUUAUAGAAAAUAAGAAUCUAGAGAGGUGCUAUGCUUCAAACUAAGAUUUAAAAAUGAAUGACCUUCAUAGCAUUGCUUAUAAUACAAAUGCUUACUUUAAAGAAUAUUCUCUCCCUUCACUUGAAUUGAAAGAGGCAUUGAUGAUAUCCUAAAAACUAAUCUCCUUUUAAAACAUCCCAGCUGAGUAGGUAUUGGCCUGACUGCAGAACUCCAUCAUGGAAAAUUUCCUCUCAGGAGACUUGGGCUUGAAUUCAUUCUUCAAACUCUUACUCGUUGUUCUUCUACAUAGUAUUAUAGUCUUCUGGGACCAAACAAAAACAAAUCUCUCCUUUUCCUUGUGGCAGUCCUUUCAUAUAUUUGAAAUUAUCAGCUCUGACCCUCUUCCUCAUCUUCUCUUUCCCAUUAUAAUAAACAUCUCCAGUAACAAUCUCCUGUUAUUAUUAACAGUUCUCUAUCCUGAUGUCUCUCUUUUGGAUGCACCGUGUUGUCAGUGUCCUAAAAUCUAGUGAAUAGACCUAAACACUAAAGAUGUGAACUUGCUAGAGCAUGAAGUCAGGAUGAUCAUUGCCCUUACUCUGGGGUACCAUAUUCUUAACUAAAUUUGAUUGGAGUAGGGUUUUUUUUGGUUUGGGCUUCUACAUGAUACCGUCUAUUCAAAUUAGGGUUGCAAUCAGUAACGUAGUGAGGUGUUUUUCACAUGAACUGGUGCCUAGCUUUAUCUUCCUCAAUUUGUGCAAAUGAUAAAAAAUCCAAUGUAGUGCUUUACUGGAUGGAUCUAUGAUCUCUUCUGUGUGGGUACUGCCUUACAGCAAUGCAAAUCCCAACUUAAUCCUUAUCUGCAUAUUCUAUGUGACUGGCCCAUCUUUUCCUCUGUGGGCCUUAAACUUGAUGUUGGCUUUGCUCUUGCUACAUGACAGGCCUGUAUUUUUCCUAGCCAUGUUAUUUGUCCAAUGAUAUUUCUUUCCAUCCUUCUGCACAAUUCACUUGUUGAUUUGUUGCUUGUUUAUGCUUUGUCCCUUUUCAUUACCUUUUCAGUGAUCCUCAAUUUCCUAAAUCUUCAGAAAUCAGCCAUACAGUAUCACCAGGAGAAUACUGUCUUUAAAAAUGGGUCUUUGUUUCAGCAAGAAGUUUGGCAUCAGUGAAAAAAGCAUCUUACAUUUCUCAAUUCAUUCUAGCCUGCUUUGCUCUUGUUCAAUUAUAGAUGGGGUUCAUGGUCCAUUUACAGCAUCUGUCCAAGAUAAAUGGAUCAAUUCUCUGGCCUGUCUAAUCAUCUGUACAAUCAUUCUUGAUCCAGUUGUUUUUUUUCUUGCAUUUUAAAAAAGUGGCAUUUUCCUGUAUUGAAUCAAAUGCAUUUUUAUAAUCAAUAAACAGUAAGCACAAUGA